UUCUAUACCACAAGCGGUAACCCCGAGCUACACUCGGGCUUACCAUGCGGCGCUGCUCUGGGGGUCCCUGCAGCACUUACCUUGUCCUUCGUUCCCACGAUGUGUCCCCUGCAGCGUCCCCGGCCAUCUCCUCCGGCCGAUGCCGGCAUCCGGCUUCUGUGUUCCGGUCCCCGUGACGUCGGGACGUACGGGCGCCGCCGGCGGCGGGAAAUUUUAAAAAAUUUAAAAAAUGUUUUUUUUUUUUUUUUUCAAUUUUAAAUAUGCUUUGUCCUGUGCCCUGCCUGCAUUUUGUCUGUUCUUUCUG
This is a messenger RNA of Staurois parvus, 304 nucleotides long. NCBI's taxonomy places the organism in Eukaryota, Metazoa, Chordata, Amphibia, Anura, Ranidae. The record is from the annotation of a GenBank genome assembly.